CCGACGUUUGAGACAAACGAGCGGCGCGCACACGGCGCCGAUCGUGUGGUUGACGGACGCGCUCCGCGGGCGCUCGAUCGCGACGAAGAAAAAAGAAGAAUACAAUCGGACGGCUCAUUUCGGGAAGCGUGUCCCGCGCCGGACGUGCGCGACAACGUUUGAUCGGCGAUCACGCGGCGCGGAGAGUCGCGCGCUUGAAAUCGCGGUAUGACGGUGCGCGUCUGAAGUCGAGGAACGGGAAAACGGAGUUACAGUGCAAGCAAGCUGAACCGAAAGUAUAAUUCGCGCAUUUCCCGGCCUCCGACGAUGAUCUCGCGCCGAAUUCGGUUGAGAUAAAAGGAAUAUUCGGAGCACCACGCGAAAAACUGAAUAAAGACAGCGAGCGGGAGCAAGAUCCACUGACUUGCGUUCGUCAGUAGCUUGAAAGCAAACAGGAUGAUCGGGCCGUCGUCAGGGAUCGCCGGCGAGGUGACCGAGAGCCAGUGCUGCGCCUCCUCCAAGCGGAAGAUCUUCGACGACCUGGACGUCGACGGUUCCAAGCGAAAGGUCUUUGACGAUCUGGAUAUCGACAGCUUCUGCAAUGAGAUGCAGACGAGUCGCAAGCACUAUCUCGAGGAGCUGGAGACGCCGGUGGAGCUGGUGGCCACGUCGAACGAGAUCAUCGCCAAUGCGGCGUCCCUCUUCUCGCCGAUGUCCGGCCAGGAGGCCGUCGAGGAGUCGCAAGUGGCGCGUCUGGAGGUGUUGCUGGUGGACGGCACAAACUGCACCUGGACGACCGUGUCGGAGCUGGAGCAGCAGCAGAAUCUGGACGUCCUCGUGACCUCGUCUUCCUCAUCGUCGUCCUCGUCCUCGUCAAUCUCAUCCGGCGUCGAGCGUCAUCCCGCGGAAACCUACGCCGUCGAAGAGCUUAAUUAUCAGCCGGCGGUGUCGGUGAAUUACUGGGAACCGGUCGCCGCCCCCGUGAUCUCGCUCGCCAAUCUGAACGUGCAGCAAAGUAAGGGAACCACCGGCAACAAUCAGCAACAGCAGCAACAACAACAGCAGCCGCAGCAACAAUUCGAGGAUCAGGAGAACGGGAAUCUGUCGUGGCUGCUGGAUUUCAAGCUGGAUCCGUUCAUCGAAGCCGCGGACGACAGAUCCGCCGUGGGGCUCACCGCGGCAACGAAGAACAAUUAUUAUGGCAACAAGAAUAAAUCGAACGGAAGGUCGUACGGCUCCAAUUACGCCAACGACGUCAGGAGAGGAAAUGGCAGUCACGAAAAUUCGUCGGCGUAUCGACAGGACUCGAAUCAGGCGACUUAUCCCGCAAACGGAGUCGACAGCCGGAAUUUCUCGUCCGCGCGAUCCAAUGGGCCGAAGAAGCCGCCCUUCACCUACACGGAAUUGAUAGAGCACGCGCUGCAGGAAAGAGGCGAGCUCACCGUCUCCGCGAUUUACCAGUGGAUCUCCGAGCAUUUCCCUUACUACAAGAGCAACGACGAUCGCUGGAAGAACUCCGUCCGGCAUAAUCUCUCGAUAAAUCCACACUUCAGGAAAGGAUCGAAGGCGCCUCAUGGGGCAGGUCACCUUUGGGCGAUCGCGAAUCGUAACGAUUGCAGACCUCGUCCGUUCGCCGUUAACGGCCUGUCGAGCACUGCACCGGCACGACAAGUGGCAAACGCGCAAAAUGACUGUGACGAAUCCCGGAGUAACAAGAUCAUCAGCGACAUCAUGGACGAGGUGGAGGCCGCGACGGCGAGUAUCACGCAGCCGAAUUCCGAGGAGGACACCGACAAUAUACUGAAUUCCGUGACGCUCGAGCAUUCCGCCGAGCAGAUACUCAACGGAAUAAAACGCCAAGUGGAGGUGCAGUAUCUGGUCCCCAUGAUGGUGACCAACAACGAUCCCGAGGCGGGUCAGCAGAACGAGCAGACCGCGCAACAAACGCAGCUUCAGUGCCCCUUCAAGGAAAGUGAUUUUCUGAACCCGGUGUCGAAGGAGGUCGUCGCCGAGGAAUGCGGACUCGUGAGCGAGGGAUAUCUGGUCACGGAUCUGAAUCCGAAUACGCUGGGACUGAACGUGGUCGAUCCCGAGAUCAUAGGAUCGGAAAAUCUCUUCGGCGAGGAGCUCAGCUUCCAGUUCUACGAAUUGACGUCGCCGUCGCAGCUGCAAUCCGCCUGACACACGGAGGGCAACAAAGUACGUUUUAUUGUGAUCGACGAGCUGCAGAUACAGAACGCGCGAUCGUACGACGACCAGCCGCUGAUUCGCGACGUCGCUGAAAUCGAGAGGAACCUCUCGGAGCGGCAGAGAAGAUCGCCGCCUGUCGACAGCGAUCAUCGGGACAACGAGGACUGCGCGAUGGCGAGAAGCUGAUCUUGCUCGGAAAAUUUUUCACAAUGAUGACGCGAAACGUUCGAUCAUUUUAUUCAACGCGGCUGCUAGAUUAGCUAGAGGCUUAACCGAACCAGCUGAAUCAGAUUAAUUGAUAUGCUUAAUGGAAUGGAUAUAACGAGUUAAGUACGGUACAAAUUACGAGGAAAUCGUAUCUCUCGAAUGCAAUGUAGGUUCGAUGGUUUGAUAAUUGCGGUUAUCACCGAAGGACUUCAGCGCGAGCGAGAUUCGUUUUGUAAGCAACGUAAUUAUAUAUCGUCGCAACGUGUGCCUGGUUAAGUGUCUUAAAGAGGAGCGUCAUUUAUCAACUAUGCAUUAAGAAUAAUUUCUUCUAGUCUUUUGCGAAACAGUGUGUAAUGUUUUUUGUAUUAGUGAAAAAAAAAAGGUAUGAUAUUUA
Messenger RNA from Wasmannia auropunctata (little fire ant), 2770 nucleotides. RefSeq names its product forkhead box protein biniou-like. Gene Ontology annotation, molecular function: DNA-binding transcription factor activity; cis-regulatory region sequence-specific DNA binding. The transcript is spliced from 6 exons. The record is from RefSeq and is a predicted model, not a curated record. The coding region runs from base 436 to 2160 and encodes 574 amino acids. Gene Ontology annotation, cellular component: nucleus. Gene Ontology annotation, biological process: regulation of DNA-templated transcription. Lineage: Eukaryota; Metazoa; Arthropoda; Insecta; Hymenoptera; Formicidae.